This is a messenger RNA of Plodia interpunctella (Indianmeal moth), 12028 nucleotides long. It is a transcript of the gene Rbcn-3A, whose product is annotated as Rabconnectin-3A. Bases 189 to 9872 code for a protein of 3227 amino acids. The transcript is spliced from 64 exons. The record is from RefSeq and is a predicted model, not a curated record. Gene Ontology annotation, cellular component: RAVE complex. Gene Ontology annotation, biological process: vacuolar acidification. NCBI's taxonomy places the organism in Eukaryota, Metazoa, Arthropoda, Insecta, Lepidoptera, Pyralidae. Gene Ontology annotation, molecular function: protein binding.
CCUACGUUCGAUGUGGUGUCAUAGUGAAAUAGUGAAUUACUCUCAGUCGUUUUAUCGUAAAAUAAUUAAUAACUUUUAAUAAUGUAUAUAUUUUACAUUUAUUUUAAUCAGUAUGUGCUUCUGUGCUAGAUAUGUGUCCGUGCAGUGUUGUUGUUUUUUAAGUGCUUAGUGGUGAAAUUUUGGUCAGUAUGAACUGCCACCAAGUAUUAAGUGGCGCCUGUAAUUCAGGAGAUCAAUGUUUUGCUGUUGGUUCUGUUGAAGGAAUACCUUUUACAGCUUAUGCAGCAGGAUGCAACAUCGUAAUAUUAGCAUCAAACUUCGAGCGUGUUCAGAUCAUACCGGGUGCUAUACAUGGCUAUGUUCGGAUCGGCUCUUUGGACUGCAGUACAGACACAGGGAAGAUUGCUGCUGCAUAUGGGGCUGAAGUGUGCAUAUUUGAACCAACACCUUUAAUACACUCUGCUGCAACUACACAUGGCUUGGAGUAUCGCUGGGUGCAAACGGGCAAGUUGGUCGCCGACGGGCCCAUCACGGCCUUGUCGUGGAACCUUGAAGGAACGAGGCUACUCACGGGCGGAAAGAUCUUGCAGCUGUGGCAUCAGGCGUCGCUCUAUCAGGAUGAUAGUCAACCGAGUUCCGGCGUGACAUUCCAAAUUGGCGGUGACAAAGAUGAAAAACCUAAACAGCCUGAAGAGGAAGAACCGGGAUGGAUAUGCGUCUGGAAAUGUCAUACGGCGACUCCUGCGCACCACCUGGCCUUCUCUCCCGACGGGGUACUGUUCGCUACGUCAGGUGUCAACGACCGACUUGUCAAGAUUUGGUACCAAAACAAAGUAUUGGUUCAAGCGCACAUGGAGCACUCGCCGACGGAACUGAACUACACAUUCAUAUACGUGGCGCACCCGCGGGCUGUCACCCAUCUCUCAUGGCGAAAAACCAGCAAAUACAUGCCCAAAGGCAGCGUGGGCAACGUCCUAGUAACAUCAUGCGUGGACAACAUCUGUCGAGUGUGGGCCGAGACCCUCCUACCAGAGGACGAGUGGGGGGGAGGGCUGGUGACGUCACACGCGCGCUCGCCGCCGCGCCGACAACGCGCGACGCACCGCCACAAGCACCGCUUUAUGUUGCGGCUCAAACACAUGAAAACAUGUUUCCACAUCAGACGGAACGCGCAGUCAAACAAACAGCCGGGCGCGCCUAUCCCGACGCUGCCUUCUACGUACAGCGCACACGACUUUCACAACCCUUACCACGCUAGUUCCUACACUGGAGGUCUUCACUUCCACCUAUCGGCGUCAAUUAACGCGGAGACGGACAUUCCCCUAGUUCCUUCACUAGCCGGCGGAGGGCGGUUCAUACUCCACUGGCUGCAUAAUAAAGAGAUGCACUUCACCAGCCAAGCUGAAGCUAUCCUACACGAUUUAACUAAGAAAAUUUUGGACAAAGAGGAGACUGAAGAAGGAGGAUCAGCUUCAGAGCAAAACACUCAUCCGGACGGAGAAAACGACACGAGACAUAGGCGGCCAAGCCACCAUCUAAUUAAAACCCAAUCUGAGGACAACAGCAACAGUGACGAACAACCAGGUAGCGGUAACCACAGCCACCCAAGCCUGUCGAACACGACGUCCAUCAACUCUAUAGCUACGGACGUGACGUGCACCCACCUGCCGGACUCGCUGGACGCCAAGAUUGACUCCCUCCUCCGCGACUGGUACCAGAGCCCAGACCUCUUGUUCUCAAUACACCCUGUUGACGGCAGCUUCCUUAUAUGGGUAUGCGAAUGGUUGGACGAGCUCCAAGCGGGCGCAUUACGCCAAGCGCAAGUGUCAUUCUCUGCGCGAAUCCCAGCAGCAUUCCCACUGGGGGACGCCACCACGAUGUGCACACCGGCGGCGCUGUACCACGCGGCCGCGCAGCCCUUGUAUGUGCGGCAUCGGACCAAGCCUGUCGUACCUGCUGGUCAACAACCACCAAGCGAAGUGGUGACGACACCACUAGCCAGUGUUCAAGAGGAAAAAGAAGAGACAGAAUGGCCCCAAAAUGAAGAGCAGAAGGAGCCCCAACAAAACGUUUCACACAGGCACAGAAGACGAGGCCGGGAAGAAAACAACAAUGAAACGCAGAGAAAGAUGAGUGUGGCUGCGGAAGAGUUGGGCGAAAAUCAGGAAGGAGACGUGUUAGACUCGGCGCCAGUCAUCUCCAUGGUCACCAACCACACCAACGGCACGCUCAACCUGUGGCAGCUGACCUUCGAUGACAAAUCCAAGUUCUCGCAGGUACUAUCUAUAGGCCAUGCGUCAAGAGCGUCAGGCCAUAGGUUUAGAGUGAAUGACAUCACAUGCCAUCCAGUAUUACCUCUUUUACUCACAACUAGCCAUCAUAAUAUUUCUGAUAGUUCAAGAGACGCCACCAAGGAAGCGGACACGGCCGCGGGAGGACUAUGUUCGGAGCUCAUCAUGUGGCGGGUGGAAUGUGUUGGACCUCUAGGAAAGUCUGGCGGGGUUUCCGAACUGGCCCGAGUGAAUUCCCCACAUUUGUCCGCAUUUAGCAACGUCGCGUGGUUACCUACGUUGUUGCCUAGCACGACUCUGGGAAACCUGUCAAAUUCACCGUCGGCGUGUUUCGUGGCGAGCGACGGUGAAAGCCUCAGAGUGUUCCAAGCUGUGAUCGAUGCCAGAACACUGUUAGCUGAGAUAGCGACAUCUGAACGACGACACAAUGAUGUACUGCAACAACACGACACAAUGUCAAUGUCCUCCGAGUCAACAUUAGAAGAAGGUGGCGGAGUUCCACUCCACGAUCGGAUAAAGAUAGUGUCUCAGCAAUCGACAGCUCGACCCGGCGCCAUCAUACAACUCCACGCGAUCGCAGACGCGACACACGACUGGCACAACACGCAGUUGUUACACGUCUUUCAAGAACAACUCAUCACUGGUGAACGCACAUCAACAGACACAUCGAACGCAAACCAAAGCGGGGACAAUUCAGACGUGAACACAAUCACGGAAGCUGGUCUUGAAGCUAUAGUCGACCUUCGGAAAGCGGCCGUGUUCAAUGAGCCUUUCUAUAUAGUCGUGUUAGAGAGGACUGACGGAGGCUCCACUGUCCAUAUGUGGAGGCUCACUGUGUCAUCUCAAGCUGAUCCUAAUGAGGACUUGACAAACAGCAUGAUGUACGUGCCAGACAGCGCCUUAGUACAAGAAGAGGAAGGAUCAGAAUCCCGUAAAAACUCAGUGUCUAUGGACCAGGAUCGAGCACCACCGCCACCCCCUGCGCAUUCUUACUUAGCCAUUACUACCAAGAAAGUGUGUGAGUGCCCACUGUCGUUGCCGGACGGCGUUGACGUAAUCCACGCGACUCCGGCCGCCGGCCAUCUUAGUUCCGCCUCCAUCUACCCUGCUUGCCUUGCUCCGUAUAUAAUGGCCACCGCUUGUACCGACAACACAUUACGGUUUUGGAAAUGUAACGUUACGAAGAAAGACGACGAAGAAUUUGAUUACACGUGGAAAGAAUGGGAAAUGAUGAAUAAAGAUCAAGAAUCUACUAUAGAUACACCAGGUCAACCUCUACACAUUAGCGCGGCGUACUCCGGCAGAAUCGCUUGCGCGUACAAAUGCGGCAAAUCCUUCACUAGGCCCAAAGGCACUAGUACUAGUACCAAUGAUGCGCGCUUUGUUAACCUUUGCGUUUGUGUGUAUGAGUGUGAAAGUACCGGUGGGGCCGAAUGGCUGUUGGAGGACACGAUACCACUGAGGAAUGUAAGCCUGCCGAGGGUGGGAGUAUGCACAGACACGCAGAUUGACCUGUCUUACCUACACGACACCUCUUUCAUGCAGAAGAAGCAGAGGCUAACACAGGUCCUGCAAACCCUCUCAUCGGAAGAGCGAAGCAACAGCCGCAACGGCGAAGCCGACACAGGGAAAUCUGCGGGUUUGCUCGCAGUCCCAUCAUUCAGCACGCUGCAAUCCCUCAGAAAAAGUAUUAUGGAAAACGGGAACACCUGUCCUUUGACCCAGAAACAUCUUGUCCAGUUGGACUGGGUGUCUAAAGAAGAUGGAAGCCAUAUCUUGACUGUAGCAGUUGGAUCCAGAGUCCUAUUGUUCACGCCUGUUUCAAGCGACCUCGCUCAGGCUAACUUGAAAGCCAUGAAAGAAUCGAUAAACAACAACCGUCCAAUCCUCCGCAAAGCUUCAUCGCUUGCCGCGCCAUUGUUCGUGGAAGAGAUCCGCUGGAUGCAACUCCGUCGCAUUGAGCUGAAGACUGCGGAUGGGUUGCCGCCGUUGCCCAUGCAGAUAUCGUGGGUCCGAGACGGGAUACUAGUGGUUGGGAUGGAUUCUGAGAUGCACGUGUACUCGCAGUGGAAGCCGGAGAAUACUAACACGCCGCAAGGGCUUCUAGCUGGCCAGGAACUAGACGAAGGAGGUGAAUCUCGAGCGCUGCGCGACUCAGACUUGCGAGUGUCGGCGCCGCACCUGCAGCGGGUGUCGUCCAUCAACCUGCAGCUGCUGGAGCGCAACGCCAUGAGGCGCAACAAGUCACAGCCCGAUCAACCCCAGCCACUAUUGGACUACAUGCCCGACUAUGGGUUGUUCGAAGCGUCGCAGAUGGCGUGUCCAGUGUUACCGCAGUACCAUCCCAAGCAGCUGAUGGAGUUGUUGAACAGCGGCAAGAUCAGAUGGGUGAAGGCUAUCCUAGCUCAUCUUGUCAGAUGUAUAGGUGGUACGUACACUGGUAGAAGUUCACAAGGUGACGAAGACAGUUUAUCGAGACAGCGCGGCUGGUCGCGCUCGCGAACGCUGUCCGUGUCGUUCGCCGCCGGCGCCGCCUCGCCGCUAGAUGGCAUUGCACAGAUAUCUGAGGACGUGCAGUUAGACUAUGCGGAAAUAACAUCAGUGCCGCCACUUCCGCUGUGGACUCUGCUUGUUGCUGACAAGGAGUCGCCGCACCAUCCUUCCACAAUGCAGGAAGCUAAAGACUACAACGACCUUUUCGAAGGAACGAUGGACACAGACGAAGAUUUAGAUGCUCUAUUACUUGGUGAGGAGGAGGGCGUUAACCGCCGACCUUCCAUGCCGGAAAGACAACCACUCUCACACUUUGGCCCCAGACAAGGUCGAAUUCUAUCGCGCCUUCUCACUCACACCCACUUACCGGGUCUAAGUUCGUUAGACCAGAUGCAUUUACUGGCGUUAGCUGACACUGUGUCCACGUGCGACGCGGACUUUGCGGAGAGAUUCGCCACCAACGCUAGAGCAGACGUCGCGCAAGCUACCAGCCAGGAGAUCUUGCCAGAUUCUCUCGACGACUGCGGCCUGCGUUUCCUCCUAGCAAUGAAACACUACGGUUACCUCCUCCGAUGCUUACCGUUGGCCCAAAGGGCGGCCUUACAGAGGUCAGGAGUAGGCACCUGCAAUCUGGUGUGGGCCUUCCAUUCGGAAACCCACGACCAACUGCUGCAGUUGGUACCGGGUUACGCUAAGGGACAACCCAAAUGGGCCACUAUGAGGGAACUUGGCGUGGGCUGGUGGAUCCGAGGUGAUCUGUUGAAAACUUGCGUGGAGAAGCUGGCCCGAGCCGCGUACAUGCAGAAACAGGAUCCUCUAGACGCGGCACUAUACUACCUCGCUAUGAAGAAACGCAUGUUGCUCUGGGGUUUAUUCCGCUCCAACAGAAACGAGAGAAUGACUACGUUCUUCGCGAACGACUUCACGGAAGACAGAUGGCGGAAGGCGGCUCUAACGAACGCGUACGUGUUGCUCGGCAAGCAGCGCUUCGAGCACGCGGCCGCCUUCUUCUUGCUCGGCGGCGCUCUCAAAGAUGCUCUCGAGGUAUUAAUAACACGGUUAGGAGACCUACAGCUGGCGAUGGUCGUCGCGCGGUUAUACGAAUCUGACAGUACGCUACCGGACAGCUUGAGAAAGUUGCUCAUGGACGAAAUUCUGGGAGGCGAGAUAGAAGACGGCGAGAUAAUCCUAGAGCGCGCGCACCCUGAUCCAUUCGUACGCUCCAUGGCUCUCUGGGAGUUGAAGCGCUAUGGGGACGCUCUGGACACUCUUCUAAGCCCCGGCGGAAGAUUACACGCGGCCAGAGAUAACGAACCCACGCCCAGUGUGUUCAACUUCUAUGUGUAUCUGAGGACACAUCCUAGGCUGAAGCGACAUAACAUGCCCACACAGGGCGGAACUCUAGCCUUACUACAACAAGAGCCAGAAGAGGGUAUAACCCGAUUGGAACGUCGUCUUUACUUCCAAACUGCGAACGGGCACUUCAAGGCGGGUUGCCCAGCGCUGGCCUUGGAGGUCCUCUCCAAGUUGCCCAGCAGGAUCCGCGACGAGAAGGCAAAGAACCCCGUGUCUUCGGCUUCUGGAGACGAAGCGUUCAUCCACACGGGACACCUGGUCGACGAAGCUAAAAAAAAAGAAGAAUCUCUGGAUUGGAACUCGUCAUCGGCCGACAUGGACUGGGGCGCGCCGGUCAGCUCCGCUAAGAACGAUGAGCUCGUGCUGACCUGGGAUGACGAUGAUGAUGAUAAAGGUUCUGGUGGUUCAGGCGCAUCCACGCCGCCUCUAGGUAUGAAACUAGACAACAAAGAGGAGCCUCUAGUUAACGGAGAAGUGGAGAAGAGUCCCGGCUCGGAAGAGGCGCCGCCAGUGGACAUCAUGGCGCAACAGCUCAAAUUUGUCGCGUGUCUCAAGAUUCUCAUGGAGGAAUUGAGUACUCUGGCCACAGGGUUCGAAGUCGAUGGUGGCCAUCUUCGUUACCAAUUAUACAUCUGGUUGGAGCGCGAGGUAGAAGCCUUACGUCGUCUGUGCGGGUACAGCGCGGGCGCGGCGGGCGGCGGCGAGCUGAUCUGCGCAGACGCAGAGCCGCCGCCGCUGCCCGACAGACCGACGCUGCACCAGCUGCUCAUUAGAGAGAAGGCAGACUUCGAGGCGAAGGUGCAGAGAGCUGUCAGGCGUAAGAAGUGGCUCAAAGCUAACGAGACGCUCCUCCGAACCUUACUCUCGUACUGUUCACUCCACGGCGCUGGCGGUGGAGGGCUGGCCUCAGUUCGGAUGGAACUAGUGCUGUUGUUACAAGAGCUGGGUCAAGACAAGCAACACCAACAGUUGCUGUCGCCACUCCCCUUCCCCACAACUCUGCCGUUGCUGGCGGCUGCUGUGGCUACCAAUAAUACCGUGGUUGCUGAUCCUGUUAGACAUUUGCAGUCGGUGGCGCACGACAUGUUGGGCACGAUCGGCGAGUUGGGCAUCCCCGGCGGCUCAGCCACGCGGCUGCUGCACACGCUGCGGGAGCUGGCGGUCGCGCUGUCGGCCUGCAUCUACCAGAGUCUGUGCGACUCCGACACCUUCAGCUUGAAGCACACGCAUCAUCACGACGGUAUCAUAGCAGAGACUCCAGGCACAAGCCAUUUACUUGCACGAAGACGUCAUUCCACUGAAGAAUUAGUAGUUACCACACCUCCGAAUAAAUGGCCGGGAGUAUCGGCAUUGCGCGGGCUCGCCGUCCGCGCGGCUGAGGAAGAAGACGCACCAAGACUAGCUGUCCUGUUAGCCGAAGCGUUCUGUGCUGUGUAUUUAGCUUUACUUGGCUGGGCAUUGGCAGCGAGGGACGCGCAUUUACUGUACAGGUUGGCCGCCCACGAGCCGGAACAAAGAGCCCAUGCUAAGUUGUUUGGUGGUGGAGUGAGGAGAUUAUUGACUACCGCACCAGCGCCUCCACAGCCCAAGCUAGUAGAACGAACUGAAGGCACAUCAGUGUGGUCGUCGCUUCGUGAGAAAAGGGCUUUGCUCAACAUGCGUCUACUCGGUCUCGGCCCCACGGCCCCGCACAAUAAGAACAUACAGGAAGGAAGGCCCACGUACCGCGAACAGUUCGUGCCGCCGCUGUGCAGUAUAUUGACUUAUUUGCUUACCAAGCCGUCAGCGGAGCAAGACCCGGAGAACUACGACUACGAUUCAGCGGAGUCUGGCGGCGAAGAUGCAGAGGAGAGCGGCAGCGACGCCGACGACGACGACAUAUUCGAUACCAACCCUACAAAGAAAGAGAAACGCAAGUUCGUAAACCUGGAGCAUUCGGACCCUGACUCAUAUUCGUGGUUCGUGAUGCGAGUAGCUGUACUCCGGUUAGCGCAGCACAAGUUGCAGCAUUUCUUACAGCUCUGCGGCAUCGAGAUGUCCGAACUGGCAACGACGAGCCCAACAGUACAUGGAGCAUUGAGACGCGUGGAUCAAUGGCAGCAGCAGCUGUAUGAAACUCUGGAGGCCCGCGCUCCGCCCCCCGACUACAUCGCCGGCUGCUUCCCCGACCAGCAGACGCAGGGCCCGCCCAUCAACAAGUACAAAUGCCUGCUGGAGAAGCAUAAUACGCCGUUCAACUCGUGUCUAUACAGCGCAGCGCCCGCCCGCCGGCUGUGGAGUUACCUCGUGCGCCAGGAAGCUGUUCAGGAGCUGUUCAUCCGCGCGGUGUUCUCCCGCAAGCGCGCGGGCGCGGGCGCGGGCGCGGGCGCGAGCGAGCCGCGCGCGGACGCGGGUGCGCGCGCGCGCGGCGACGAGCUGCGCAGUCCCGUGCGCAUCAUACACAAGGAGCAGGACUCCAUCGCCGCCUUCUGUCUCAACCGGGUGGGCGGCGGUUUACUAGCAGUGGCGACCGCCAGAGAAGUCCAAGAGAUGGACGUGUCUCUGUUACUCCGCGGUGGGGUCAGCUGGUCCGAGGACGAGUGCGACGUGGACCUCAUGGGGCUCACCACCGACCCCACCACCUUGCCCGACACCGGCUUCCUCAUCAUACAGCACCAGGACAAGCCCAGCAAUGGUUCCGUCCCAGGGACCGGUAACAGUUCUCCGCUGAACCCCAACGCUCCGCAAAUACCAGUUGGCAUGGCGAGCCAAACUGGCCGCGGCGCUAGUGUCGUGAAGGGCCUGCAGUUCCCGGGUUGCCACGACCCGAAAUACUGUCGCCUGGUGCUGCACCGCUCGAAGCUUCUCAUGAAACCGGUACUGAAGCACAAAAUCGACAAUAUAAAACGAAUGGCAGCACAUCCUUCUCAACCAUUAUAUUUGACGGGUGGCGCUGAUGGUUCCGUGCAACUUUGGGAAUGGGGUCACGGGUCGUGCGUGUGGUCUCCUCGCGCGCCCGGUGCGUUCGCCAAAGUGACGCGCGUGCGCUUCUCCGACUACGGCAACAAGUUCGCGGCGGCCGACGCGGACGGCAACCUGGCCAUGUGGCAGCUGCACCCCGCGGCGCACGCGCAGCUCGCGCAGGUCGGCGGCCAGCCGCACGCCUCACCGCGACCCUUCUUUACGCACCAGUGUCACAGCAAAGGAAUUAGUGAUUUUGUUUUCCUUGGGUCGUGCAGUUUAGUGGCUACAGCGGGUCACAGUUCGGAGAGUAAAAAUGUUGCCAUAUGGGAUACGUUGAUGCCGAUUAAGAAGGCAUUGGUGGUUUCGUGGACAUGCCACGAGGGCGGCGCGUCGUGCGUGUCGUGGGCGGGCGGCGCGGGCGCGCUGCUGUCGUGCGGGCGGCGCGGCGACGUGCUGGUGUGGGACCUGCGCGCGCGCGCGCCGCGACACAAGCUGCACGCGCACCACGCGCCCAUCAAGUGCGUCGCGCUCUCGCCCAAGGAGGACCUGUACGCGAUCGGCGCCGCCGACGGGGACAUCAAGGUGUUCUCGAUGUCAACUCACCAAUUGCUUCACACGUUCGCCGGAGAACAUGCGAGAAGUUCCUUCUUCAAGCAUAUCGGCCAGGGUGUUACACAAAUACACAUCGAUAGCGGCGGACGAUUAUUCUCAUGCGGUGCGGACGGCACGAUGAAGGUGCGCAAGUUGCCGGAACGCGACCAGCCCGCUCUGCACCAGCCGCAAUACUAAACUAUAAUACCAAAAAUAUUCAUAUCGAUACCCUCUCCCCACCACAACACCGCUUUCGCAGCUUUAUCAUUCUGGCUGGUUAUAAAUAUUUUCUUUAAAACUUUUGAAAAUUUUUCCCGCUUUUGUUUUGUUUCAAAAUCUAACAUCUGAAAUCGACGAAUCCUGAGUUUGAUGAAGUCUACAAAAGUGUCUUAUUAUGAGUUGUAAAAACAUAGCCUGCUAUAAUAUAAAUAGAAUCUUAUAUAGUAAAUUAGAAUGAUAGCUGUAGGGGAUGGGUACAAACGUGGUCGUUAAUGUAGAAGGCCGGAGUCAGUGCUCCGACCGACCUUAUGUCCCUUGUGAUGUAUUUAUCAUUGUUGCUAUUCAAAUGUUACGAGUAUGAUUAUACGCCGUUAGACUAGUCAAUGGGUAGGCGAUGUUGUAUCUUAUAUUGUAUUUAAAACGUUAAUGAAUCUUUAGUUAUUUUUAUAGUGUGAAAUAUUCGCUAUUUUUAUCUUAACUCUUAGUAGAUGAUAAUAAAUAAUUAUUUAUUCGCACUUGCUGUUAGACAAUCAUCGGCAGUGGCCGGCCUAAAUAAAAUGAUAUGUAUACAGACGGUGUAGUAGAUGAUAUUCUAGUGUAACUACGUACGAAGUGGAGUGUAUUUAGUAUUGAUGAAGUGCAAUAACUCUAACACGAUCGCUAACUUAUGAAUCCGACUGCAGACGACGUCGCGCCUUUACCUAGUUUAACAUUUGAAAUGUUUAGCUUACGACGAGAGUUAAUAAUUAUAGUAUCUUGUUGACGCAUAAUAAAUAAUUUAUCGAACAUUCUAUGUAUACCUUGUGUAAAUCUUGUUGGCUUACGUGUAUAAUGUUUAAUCACAAUAACUUCUCGUCUUAUAUCUGCAUGUUAAUAAAUAUAAUCGAAAUCGCACACGUCGUUCUACUAGAUCUAAGUAAUUUAUAUUAUUGUGAUGUAUUCGAGAUUAUUAUUGAGUUUCAGAAGCCUAUGAGCAUUAUCUUGAGCAAUAAUGUUGUUUAUUGUAAAGUUCAGUUGCUAGCAGUAUUAUGUACACGAUUGAAUUCGUUAGUCCACGAUCAUAUUCAAAGUUAUAAUUAUUGUAGGACUCAGAUUAAUUAAUGUGCUUGUGAUAAAAUUGAUGGCAACAUAACUUGCCAUUAUAUUCCAAUAACUAAAUUAUGUUACUUUAUUCGGUAUUUUUCUAGUAAUAUUGUUCUAGCACUCCUGCACCUGUAUUAUUUGCAUCGUUUAUUAUUAACUCGUUACUAUAAAUUAUAAACUAAGUUUCAAUCACUGUGGCUUAUUAAUAUGCAAUAUACUAGCAUAAAAUUAACCUGUAUUUUAAUUAUUUCGCCCAUAGCACAGUACCUAAUAUCGACCGUAUGUGUGAGGGUGGUAGAUAUUAUAUUAUGUUAAUGUUUGUUAUAGAGGAACUAGUAGUACUACUACUAGUAUAGCACUCAAAUAAAAUUAUAUCAAUGCUACUAUUACAUUAUAUUUUUCAUUCAUCGAGCAUUACACUUUACACUAUGCAUGUAAAUAAAUGUGUAUUUUCAAAAGACAUUGGUUUCGUUGUUUUGGUUUGACUAUAUGUAUUGUUAAGUUAAUGUUGUUUUAAAUCACUAAAGUUAUAGUUUCCUAUAUGGAAUCUACGUAAUACGAAAUGACGUAACGUUACCAAAACAUUUGGGCUUUAUAAGUAAAAUUCGCAUCAUUUGACAAAAACAUGGAAAUCACAUGUGAAUCUGCCAUUUGCUAAAAAAGUUCCACAUUUUUCCACUUUAUCUCGCAAGAAACUUGCACUUAAAAGGGUUUAGCUUCAAUUCUUAAGAAAUAUACGUUUAUUUAUUAUAUUACAGAACAUUUAUUAUAUUGUAUGUAUUUGAGAGAUUUUCUUUUUCUGUUGCCAAUUUGGUAUUCAAGGUGUAGUUUUAAAAAUAUAUCACGUUUUUGUAAUAAUUUAUUUUUCUUGAGUUUAUUAUAAUUAAUACACGGAGUAUAGUAGAACAACAAUAUGCUAAUGUAUAGUAGAACAACAAAAUGCACACUGCACAUGUUAUCAUAAUUCAAUUGUCCAUAAUGUUUAUAUUAAAUGCUUAUUUUGUUUUAUUUAUGGAGGAAAGAUUUAAAAUAAAGGUUAACACAGUAAUAAA